AUGCCUUUGCUAUUAAUAUUAACAAGAACAAACCCAUUAAAAAUAAGCAAGUAUUUUACUAAAGCUCCUGUUGAUGAAUAUAUUCAUAUUAUUGUAUCUUUACCAGAAACUACUAAAACUAGGCAAGAGUUGAUAAAUAAAGUAGCAGAAUUGCAGAAAUUACUUAAAAGGUCUAUAUAUGGACAAUAUGAAUUUAAUAUCAUAGUUAAUCCAAAACGUACAAAGGCAUCCAAGUGGAUUGCAAAUAUAGAACAAGUGACUCUUAAAGACCUUAAAGAAUUUAUAUUUGCUUCAUAUCAAUCUCCAGAACUUGAUGAAGAUAGUGAUCCAACAUUAUCUGUAUUUCCUCUUCUUACUUGUGGAUGUGUAGAAUUAAAUGAUGAAAAGUCACAAGUAAUAAUCAAACAUCUUAUAACUGAAUUGAAUUUCUGUUUCAGAACUAUUCCUAUUGGAAAUGAAGCAUCAAAAAGUCAAUAUGUUUGUUCAUACCUUGUAGCUAUUGCCAACCUUUAUGAAGAUAAAUUUAAGGUUUAUCCAGAAAAAAAUGUCUCAGGUCUGAAUGGUCAUGGGCCUGUAGAUUUUACUUUAAUUCAAAUUCAAAAUUCUAGAAUAAUUGGCAUUACUGAAGUUAAAGAUAAAGAUUUUUAA
Molecule: messenger RNA, 648 nt
Organism: Rhizophagus irregularis DAOM 181602=DAOM 197198
Lineage: Eukaryota; Fungi; Glomeromycota; Glomeromycetes; Glomerales; Glomeraceae
Source: RefSeq, a predicted model, not a curated record